AGUCGCCUUCUCGAUCAAACACAAAAAUAAAUUGACAAGUAUUUGACUGUUUGCAAAAUUCCAGUAAAGAUUCUAAAUUCUCCGUAUCUAAGCCCAAAAUGUUCAUCUGCUGUCCAGAGAAAGAAGCUAAAAAGCGCUGCAACAAAUUAGGCGACUUGAAACAACUCGUCGAAACUAUCGAGGAAAAAAUGCUGGUACCGUGUACCAUAGUUUGUCCCAUUUGCGGUCCCCCGUGCGCUAUUACACUCCCAUGUCCUGCUCCUGAAGAGGCCAAAGAAUCUUUAGGACCCCCGGUGCCCCCUAAUGUCAUGGUUUGCUACAAAUGCGAAAAGCACGAAAAGAAGAAGAAUGGUAGAACUGUAAAAAAAACUAACGCUCCAAAAAGGACAAAAAGAGCGAAAUCCAGGGAGUUAAGGGCUAGUAUUCUUUACCAAGGAUGUGAUUGCGAAAAACGUAAUGGACUUCAGGAUGAUUGUAGGAGGACUGGGUGUCAUGGCUCGCCGGAAUGUUUGACUAAACCGGAGCCGAUUUGUGGCCCUAGUGAGUUCAGUAAUGGCAAACAUUUAGGGAAAAAAUCCGGGGGUUAUGUGAGUUCAAGUGGGGAAGCUGGUGAUGGUGGUGAUGAGGAAGGGAAUGAGAAACUUAGCGUCUAUUAUAAUUGUUAUCCUGCAGCGAUUAAGUGUUAAAAGUACUUCCGGUUUUUUCAUGAUGUAAUUAAGUGGAAAUAAGAUUUUUUAAGCAAA
Messenger RNA from Tribolium madens (black flour beetle), 743 nucleotides. RefSeq lists its product as uncharacterized. Lineage: Eukaryota; Metazoa; Arthropoda; Insecta; Coleoptera; Tenebrionidae. The transcript has a single exon. Bases 99 to 686 code for a protein of 195 amino acids. The record is from RefSeq and is a predicted model, not a curated record.